GCGCUAUCUCCCAUCGUCGGCCAAAGUCCACAUAACAGUACGACGUCAUGAUCCAAGGAACCAGGCAUCCGUCCAUGUUUCGCAGCCCUAGAAUGACAUUUGACAGCGAAUUCGCGUCGUCUUGCACGGCAAUCGCGUACAGCGGAGACACCCCGACCACCGACGCCGUGAGGUUGGUCGUGGACGCCAGGGCGCCGUGGCCAGCCGAGAGGAUUUGGACGUUGGCUGUGGAACUGGCAGUCACUUGCAGCAUCGUGUUGAACCAGUUGCACACGUACACGUGGGUCUGUGCAUCGAACGACGCCCACCAAAAGUCGUUGGUCAUGGCCGAUUUGGUCAGCUCCAGAAACGUAUAACUGCCCGCGAUCGACGUGGUCAUGUACAGCAAACUCAGCCCCCCCAGCCACGCGUGUCGAGUUCGAAACGAUGGAGACCUACUAGUACUACUAGUAGUAGGA
This is a messenger RNA of Aphanomyces astaci, 458 nucleotides long. RefSeq lists its product as hypothetical. The transcript has a single exon. The record is from RefSeq and is a predicted model, not a curated record. Bases 48 to 356 code for a protein of 102 amino acids. NCBI's taxonomy places the organism in Eukaryota, Oomycota, Saprolegniomycetes, Saprolegniales, Verrucalvaceae.